AUCGUAUAUAUGGACGACGAUAAGGUUUCAAUACAGUCUACAGUAUCUAUACACGCAUUAAACAUGCUCCUGGCAACGUUAGCCAUUUUCGGCCUCUUAUCGCUCUCUAAUGCUGGCCUGCUGCCGCAGUACGAUCCAAGGAUCGUAAACGGCGAGGCUGCGAAGCCAGGAGAGAUCCCGUAUCAGGUGUCCCUUCAAAACAAGGGCAGCUCGUUUCACUUCUGCGGCGGAUCGAUCCUCAACAAAAAUUAUGUCAUCACCGCGGCUCAUUGCGUCAGAGACAACUCGGCUGGACUGAUCAAAGUUGUCGCCGGCACGGUAAAUUUGACGAACCCUGUAAUUCAGCGCAACGUACAGAAAAUCAUUGUUCAUGAAAAAUAUAACGCAAGCGAUUCUUGGAAGAACGAUAUAGCGCUGCUUAAGGUUGACAAACCGUUCGUGACAUCGAAGCAAAUUGCCAACGUCCCACUGCCAACUCCGAACCAAAAUAUCACUGCCAACACAGUAGCCACAGUCUCUGGAUGGGGCAGACUUUGGCAAGGCGGCCCCACGACUGUUGAACUGCAACGCGUGAAUAUUUUGAUCGCGAACCAAGCGUACUGCAAACUCAUCUAUGGAAAUGAGUCCCUCAACGUCUACGACACGCAGAUUUGCGCCUAUGACCCAACCGCUCAAAAGGGAUCGUGCAACGGUGACUCUGGCGGUCCUCUGACAGUGAAAGGAAAACUCGUUGGUCUCGUUUCCUGGGCCAUGGGUUGCGCCCUUACGGACUACCCGACCGUCUACACACGCGUCUCGUCUCACCUUAAUUGGAUAAAGACGCACGCAGUCUAAAUCGAACAAACGGAAACCGCGAGAUCCAAAUAAAAAGUAAUAGGAAUACAAAACUUAACGAGCAUUAAAACUCAAACGAAAUGUACCAAUCUUUUCUAUAUUGAGAGUGACGAUUAUACCGUGAAAUGUUACCACAAAUGCAAUAAAACCACGACUUGAACAA
Molecule: messenger RNA, 997 nt
Organism: Colletes gigas
Lineage: Eukaryota; Metazoa; Arthropoda; Insecta; Hymenoptera; Colletidae
Product: trypsin-1-like
Exons: 7
Coding region: 10-834 (274 amino acids)
Biological process (GO): proteolysis
Molecular function (GO): serine-type endopeptidase activity
Source: RefSeq, a predicted model, not a curated record